AUGGGGAUCAUAAGAAGCCUCAUUGUUUUGGCCCUUUUAAUUUCGUCAUGUUUGUCAGCAUCCAAUUUGACAGAGUCUGAAGGCAAAUCGAGCUGCAAGGCCAGCCUGGGCGGCGCCAGCCUGAGUGAGGUCCACCAAGCCCUGAUCCUGCAGUUCAGCUCCAAUGAGAACUGCACCUGGACGGUAGAAAGGCCAGAGAACAAGAGCGUCCGCAUCAUCUUUUCCUACUACCAGCUGGAUGUGGAUGGAAGCUGUGAAAAUGAAAACAUUAAAGUUUUUGAUGGAGCCUCUACCACUGGGCCUUUGCUCGGGAAAGUCUGCAGUAAAAAUGAUAACGUUCCGGUGUUUGAAUCCUCGUCCAAUAAACUAACGUUCCAAGUAGUCACUGAUGCUGCAAGAAUUCAAAGAUCUAUCUUUCUGUUCUACUACUUCUUCUCUCCUGGAACCUUUAUACCAAACUGCGGGGGUUACCUGGACAGCUUGGAGGGCUCCUUCACUAGCCCCAACUAUCCCCAGUCGCAUCCUGAACUGGCCUACUGCGUGUGGCACAUACAAGUGGAGAAAGGUUACAAGAUAAAAUUGAACUUCAAAGAGAUUUUCCUAGAAAUAGAUGAACACUGCAGAUUUGAUUUUGUUGCCGUCUACGAUGGCCCCUCGACGGACUCUGGCCUGAUUGGACAAGUCUGUGGCCGCACGAAGCCCAGCUUUGAAUCAUCUUCCGACUCCUUGACUGUCGUGUUAUCCACAGAUUAUGCCAACUCCUACCGGGGCUUUUCUGCCUCGUACUCGUCUGUGUAUACAGAAAACAUCAACACCACAUCUUUAACUUGCUCUUCUGACAAGAUGAGAGUGAUCAUAAGUAAGUCCUACCUCGAGUCACUGCACUAUAAUGAGGCCAAUUUACAGCUGAAUGACCCAAUGUGCAGACCGCUGGUGUCCAACGUUGUGGAGUUUUCUAUCCCUCUUGAUGGAUGCGGUACAAUCAAAAAGACUGAAGACCAUUCAAUCACCUACACGAAUAUAGUCACUCUGACCCAGGCCCCGGCUGCUGAAGUGAUCACCCGUUGGAAGCAUCUGCAGAUUAUCGUCAAGUGUGAAAUGGAGCACAAUUCCACUGUGGAGAUGCUGUACAUCACAGAAGACGACGUAAUUCAGAACCACAACGGCCUGGGCAAAUACAACACCAGCAUGGCUCUUUACGAAUCCAGUGCAUUUGAAAAGCCCAUUCUCCAGUCACCGUACUAUGUGGACUUGAACCAAACUCUUUUUGUUCAAGUCAGUGUGCACACCUCCGACCCAGGCUUGGUGGUGUUUCUUGAUACCUGCAGAGCCUCCCCCACUUCUGACCUUGCUCCUCCGACCUAUGACCUGAUCAGGAGUGGGUGUAUUCAAGAUGAAACCUGUAAGGUGUACCCCUUAACAAGACACCAUGGCAGAUUCGAGUUUAAUGCCUUUAAGUUCUUGAGACACCUGGGCUCUGUUUAUCUCCAGUGUAAGAUCUUGAUCUGUGACAGCAGGGAGCAUCAAUCCCGCUGCCACCAAGGCUGUGUCUCCAGAAGGAAAAGGGAUCUGUCUUCGUACAAGUGGAAGGCGGACACAGUCAUCGGUCCCAUUCGUCUGAAGAGGGAUCGAAGCGGGAGUGGAAGUUCAGGAUUCCAGCGUCAGUUACCUGUGGAAGAGACACAGAAUCAACCUUUUAACAGCCUGCACCUGCUUUCCUUCACGGUCCUUGCUCUGAAUGUGGUGGUCGUGGUCACAAUCAUAGUGAGGCAUCUUGUAAACCGAAGAACAGAAUACAAGUACCAGAAGCUGCAGGACUGUUAG
Elephantulus edwardii (Cape elephant shrew) is the source of this 1824-nucleotide messenger RNA. It is a transcript of the gene CUZD1, whose product is annotated as CUB and zona pellucida-like domains 1. NCBI's taxonomy places the organism in Eukaryota, Metazoa, Chordata, Mammalia, Macroscelidea, Macroscelididae. The coding region runs from base 1 to 1824 and encodes 607 amino acids. The transcript has 9 exons. Gene Ontology annotation, cellular component: cell surface. The record is from RefSeq and is a predicted model, not a curated record.